CCUUGUGUGCUCAUCGCAACCUUUGACACGGGAUAGAGGGCCUAGGUAAUCUAGGAUUUGGCCGCGAAACUGUAUUUCCGAUAUCGGAAAAAUCUUCAUUAAUGACUCCAACCUCCAUCGCCUGGCCACCGAACCGUAAAACUCGCAUUGGUCAACCAACAUUUUCUUACUUUCCAUAUUGUAUUGACGCGACAUCAAGAUGCUCGCUGCAGUCGGGCAACCAGUGCCCAACACAGAACACGCUGUGAGCGUAUCUCUGCCAUCAUGGAAAGCCACCGUUGGUUACGAAGAAGGCGAAGACUGGGUGACUUCCAAGAUGCAGACUGGCUAUCCUAGAUUCUUUAUACACCUGCUGAUCCAAGAACUGGAAAAGGAAGUACUGAAACUUUAUGGCAGGCAUGGCGAGAAAGUCAUGCUUUUCCCUUCGCUUGCCACCGCGAAGCGGUGUCAAAAGUUCUUCUACGAUAAAGUCGAGGGCCUGGGGACCGGCGUUGUGCACAUUCUGCAGCUCGAGCCGGUCCUCAAUCAAAAGAAAUCUCAUGAGACGGCAUUCUCGUCGUUGUUUUGCGUCUUCUUCCCAAAGGACUAUUUUAGCGUGGCGAAACAAGUGUGGCAGCAUUCAGGAGACGGCAUUUCAAGCCGGAGAGGCGAAUUCUGUCUGAAAGCACUCAGAGAGGGCUUUCUGCAGCCGGUUGCGAGCCCGUCGAAGCCGAGGCACGAAGAUGUCUAUUCAAAGGGACCUCGACGGUACCAAAAGGCAUCACAGAACGGCAUCAUCCACAACGUGAGCCCUGCCACUGAUUCGCCGAAAGCCGACAAUGCAGCAAACGAGUCUCAGGAGAAGGACCACGCUCAGUUUGUAGAGGAACGAUUUGGCAGGAACCUCAACAUCAAGCUAGCCUCUCAGGCCAAGCUUGCUAUCCGACGCAGAAUCAGUGGGUGCUUGACGGAGACUUCGGAGCUCGAUCAGGCAUUGGCUAUUUCGCCCGACACUAGUAACAAGCGACAGCAGGGGCUUUCAGAAGACGAUGUCUACCUCUAUCCAACAGGCAUGUCGUCAAUCUUCAACACUCACAGGAUUCUGAUGGCCAACGCCGAGGCCAGGGGUCGAGAACUGCGAAAGAGCAUCUGCUUCGGCUUCCCUUACGUCGACACGCUCAAGAUCCUGGAAAAAUGGGGUCCCGGUUGUCAAUUCUAUGGACUUGGAAGUUCGGCUUGCCUUGAUGACCUGGAAAGACGUUUAGAAUCUGGCGAGAGAUUUCUGGCCCUGUUCUCGGAAUUUCCGAGUAACCCACUUCUCAACUCUCCAGAUCUGUUGCGCAUACGCAAAUUGGCCGACAAGUACGACUUUGUCGUGGUGAUUGACGAGACUGUGGGCAACUUUACCAACAUCGACGUCCUGCGGCACUCAGAUGUCGUGGUCAGCAGCCUGACGAAAGUGUUCAGUGGCGACAGCAACGUCAUGGGUGGCAGUGCCGUGCUCAACCCCGAGAGCAAAUGGUACCCUGAGAUCAAGCAGACGCUCGACAGAGAGUACGAGGACAAUUACUGGGCCGAGGAUGCAGUCUUCAUGGAGCGCAAUUCUCGAGAUUUCAUCUCUCGAUCAGAACGGAUCAAUUGCAACGCCGAAGCCAUUGCAUCCCGAUUGCAAUCCUGUCCCUUUGUCAAGAAGGUGUAUUAUCCGAAGUGCAGCCCAACUCGACCAAAUUACGAUGCUUGCCGGACUGCCAACGGUGGAUACGGGGGGUUGCUCUCUGUUACAUUUCAGCAUUAUGAGCAAGCGAUUGUAUUCUUCGACACGUUGGAAUGUCAAAAGGGUCCUAGCUUGGGGACGAACUUUACCCUUGCAUGUCCGUUCACAAUCCUUGCGCAUUAUACGGAGCUGGACUGGACCGCCAAAUGGGGCGUGGAGCCGGAUUUGGUGCGUCUGAGCGUGGGAUUGGAAGAUCCUGAGGAUUUGACGGCGCGGUUCGACAGGGCGCUGAAGGCGGCGGAGAGCGCAAAGAUAUAAGUCUGUUGGUUUCGCCAUGCAGGCUUUACAGACGUUCUGAUGUUCAACUCAUCGACCUGUUCUGUCCCAGAUAAAGGCGCAAUGUAAAUAGGUCUUGACGCGACAAACAUGAACAAUUGAAUAAGGCUUGGAUUGAAGGACAUUCAUGGAACAGACUUGAUAUGGCAAGGUUGAGGCUAGUGAUGCGAGUGAGGUUGAUGAGGCUGAGUGCCACCCCCGCAUCGGAUGAGUUUAUCCGGGCGUGACUUCCCUGCUGCUCACACCACGUCAGUCACGGUCAGUG
Exophiala xenobiotica is the source of this 2294-nucleotide messenger RNA. RefSeq lists its product as uncharacterized. The record is from RefSeq and is a predicted model, not a curated record. The transcript has a single exon. The coding region runs from base 200 to 2011 and encodes 603 amino acids. Gene Ontology annotation, biological process: transsulfuration. Gene Ontology annotation, molecular function: cystathionine gamma-synthase activity; pyridoxal phosphate binding. Lineage: Eukaryota; Fungi; Ascomycota; Eurotiomycetes; Chaetothyriales; Herpotrichiellaceae.